GGCUACUUGGCUCGUUAGCUAUUUGGCUAGCUAGCAUGAGUGAACUGACGGGCUGCAAACAGUCCGCCGACUCUGCGUCGAGGAAACGGUGUCCGUCACCCGGCCACGACGAAGGCAGCGCGAUCCCCAGCAAGUCCACCAGAGUAACCGACGCGCCGGACGCGGCGGCGGCGGCGGCCGCCACUUCGGAAAGUUGCCGAAACAGCGAAGCCGAGAGUAAAGAAAUAGCCGCGAGCGGCGAGGGCCAAUCAAAAAAUAGUGAGGGAAAACCAGCUGCCGUUCAAGCGGACCAGGGUCCGCGCAGCGCGAGCGGCACCGGCGCGCCGCCCGCCAGCCGCUCCGAGCCGGACGCCGCCGGCGACUCGGAGAAGCCGCAGUCCUCCGACGCACGCGGGUCAGCGGACGACGACAACGAUGCCGCCGCGAAGACCGCGGGGACGAAGCGGCGUCCCCCGGCGAGCCUGGACCAGAGCGACUCGGCGGCCAUCGCGGCCGCAGAGGCGCUCGCCAGCCUCACCGCGGGAGACGGCGAAGGCGCCAAAGAGACUCCUUGUUCAUCCGAAAAGGCGAAACAGGUGAAACAGGGGAGCAAGUUCAAACAGCGGGGGAGCCACCACUCCUCGAGGACGGGCUCCAAAACGCAGGCGGCCGCUGCGGACAGCUCCACAUCUGUGCACAGCACUGACCGGGAGGAUGCAGACGAGAUGCCAGAAGCAGACGACGGGGAUGAGUCCAUAUCCGGAUCCUCCUCCACUCCGAGCUCGUCUUUCCCUUCGGACAAUGAGGACAAUGACGAUGGAGAGUGCGCCAUCGUGUCGGUGAAGAUGGCCCCAGAGAUGAGGCAGUCGGUGGCGCUCCUGGCGGAGGUACAGAUGAGGCUGGAAGCCCUCGAGAAGAAAAGCGCUCGGCUCCACCAGCGAAUGGAGCUGAAGAUCAGUCGUCAGCGGCGUCCACAUCUGGACCAGCGCAGCUCCAUCACGAAAACCAUCCCGGGCUUCUGGGUGACGGCUCUGUUGAACCAUCCUCAUCUCUCGGCCCACAUUGACGAGACGGAUGAAGAUGCUCUCAGUUACAUGACGGAUCUCGAGAUUGAGUCCUUCAAGAAUAAUAAGCUGGGCUACAGAAUCCGCUUCCACUUCAGACGAAACCCAUAUUUCCAGAACAACAUCAUCAUGAAGGAGCUUCACCUUGGGAUGGGAGGAUCUCCCAUGUCCUUCUCCAACCCCAUCCUGUGGCAGCGUGGACAGAACCUGACGGCCCACAGUGAGCCCAGGAAGUCGUCGCGCGGCGUCUACAAGACCUUUUUCAGCUGGUUCAGUGACCACAGCAGCCCGGGACAGGACGAUGUCGCACAGAUACUAAAGGAUGACCUGUACCGGGACCCUCUGAGAUACUACCUUACUCCACUGUGGGAACCGAGGGAGAACGGCAGCGGCGGAAAGCGGCGCCAGAACUGCUGACAACCGGAAAUGAGACGACUGUGUCGGGAUCUCCCGACUCGGAAGACCAAGCCUCGCUAGAAAGCUUGGCUAGCCGGAACAUGCCGCACUAGG
This is a messenger RNA of Gasterosteus aculeatus aculeatus (three-spined stickleback), 1553 nucleotides long. It is a transcript of the gene tspy, whose product is annotated as testis specific protein Y-linked. Gene Ontology annotation, cellular component: nucleus. NCBI's taxonomy places the organism in Eukaryota, Metazoa, Chordata, Actinopteri, Perciformes, Gasterosteidae. The record is from RefSeq and is a predicted model, not a curated record. Gene Ontology annotation, biological process: nucleosome assembly.